This is a messenger RNA of Neurospora tetrasperma FGSC 2508, 390 nucleotides long. RefSeq lists its product as uncharacterized. The record is from RefSeq and is a predicted model, not a curated record. Lineage: Eukaryota; Fungi; Ascomycota; Sordariomycetes; Sordariales; Sordariaceae. The annotation marks the transcript as partial. The transcript has 2 exons.
GCGACAAACUCGUCUACGUGCUGUUGACCGUGAAUCUCGGAGACACAAAAAUGCCGGAUCGAUCCUCCGCAGAAGCGUGUCCGACAAUCAUUGACCGCCUCAUCAAGUACAUCAUCCACAAUGACAUUCGCAACGGCAACAGCAACCUCAACCACCCCAACAACACCCAUCAACUGGCUAGGCGCUGGCGAGAUAAUGUAUUCUACGAAGAAUGGCGCUAGAUUACACCAUACGUGUGGAAUCGAUUAUGUCGGCGACGGGGUCGCUCACAACUUGACGAACACGAAGACGACGCCCCUUGACGAGUGCAUCAAGGAAUGCUCGGCGAUUAACAGGUGUAUUGGAGGAAAGAUGGAAAGUCUUUCAGGACGAUGGGCGGGUGAAGUUUCG